AUGGCAGUUUUGGCCCAUUACUCCGUGAUCCAAGACGCUGGGGUGGUGUUUACUUCUGUCGGGGGCAGUGUGUGCCUCCGUUGCUUCUACAACAGCACCACAGUGGCCAGUCAUUACUCCUGGUACAAGCAGAGACUGGGAGGGAACCCUGUGGUACUGUCCACUAUUUACAAGUUCGACACGCCGCGGACGAUGCUGGUGUGGCUGGAGAAGCACCCGCGACUGGCCGUGCAGAGACAGGAGGGAUUGAACCACCUGCACAUCUCUGACGCUCAGCCAGAAGACGAGGCCGUGUAUUUCUGCGGGAGCUCCCACAACAACGUGCUGGAGUUUGGAGAAGGAAUAUUUCUCAAGGUUCAAGCUCCUGCAGCCCCCAUCCCUCCACACAUCACCCAGACUCCUGCCGUAGCCCGGACCCCGCUGGGCUCCUCUGUGACCAUGAACUGCUCCAUUCACCGCGGGACCUGCACCGACGAGCUUUGCGUCUACUGGUUCAAACACGCUCACGGUCUGGGCCUGGUCCUUGACGCAGACCAGAGCCCCAGCCCCAAACCCGGCCCCCAGAGCUGCACCUUCCAUCUGGAAAAGCCCUCGGUCCGCAGAUCCGACUCAGGGACGUACUUCUGUGCGGUGGCGGCGUGUGGGCGGGUCCUGUUUGGGAACGGGACGGUUUUGCAGAUCGAGGAGGAGGAUCUGAGAGUCCACAUCAAGGUCCUGGUCUGGCUCUCUGUGCUGCGGAUGGGAGUGCUCCUCCUGCUGCUCUGCGGGUGUCUGUUGAUCUACUGCCUCAGGAGCAGAGGCAACUAA
Molecule: messenger RNA, 807 nt
Organism: Knipowitschia caucasica
Lineage: Eukaryota; Metazoa; Chordata; Actinopteri; Gobiiformes; Gobiidae
Source: the annotation of a GenBank genome assembly